Molecule: messenger RNA, 2256 nt
Organism: Cutaneotrichosporon cavernicola
Lineage: Eukaryota; Fungi; Basidiomycota; Tremellomycetes; Trichosporonales; Trichosporonaceae
Exons: 6
Coding region: 1-2256 (751 amino acids)
Biological process (GO): transcription by RNA polymerase III
Cellular component (GO): transcription factor TFIIIC complex
Molecular function (GO): protein binding
Source: RefSeq, a predicted model, not a curated record
AUGUCCAGCGAGGCAGCCUCGCCGGGAUCGGACGGCUCCGACUUCCGCCUGCCAAGCGAUGACGGCGGUGACUCGGACGACUACAUGGACGACAGCGCGAUGCAAGUCGAUGAGCCUCCCUCCGAAGACGGCUCCUACGACGACGAGGACGACUUCAAGCCUGCCUCACGGCGCGGUCGCGGUCGUGGUCGAGGAAGAGGUGCUCGCACUCCCAGAGGCCGAGGAACGGGGACGAGGGUUGCGCGCAAGAACGGCGGUGUAGCCUUCACGACGGGUACUCCGAAGCGCGCCCCAAGCGAAGCGUUUGGACCGUCAACAAUCGCCGCCGUCGCCGAGAGCGACCUCAUGGGCAUGCCCCCCGCCUAUCGCGAGUACCUACUCUCCUCGUCUGUUGUGGUGGUCAAAGGCCCUGACUGGAAGAAGGAGUAUUAUCCCAAUACUGGGGGCACGCGUGUUCCUAUCUUCCCAUUGGGACCUGUUACGCCUUUUACAACCCACCUCAAGAACCCUCCCAACCUCCCUAGAUUGGAAGGGAGGCUUACCGAGAUCGAAGUAACCCCGGACGAAGAGCGCGGAUCGUCCCGAACCGAGGCAAGGAGGCUCGCGAGCCGGAAUAAGGCGAAGCGGUUUGGACUGUUGGAACCUUGGCAGGUCUGGGAGGGAGAGGGUUGGUGGCCUGAGAUGGCGGGGGGUGGGGAUGGCCCGAUGGAGGGAUGGACCUGGCGUAGCGAUGUGCGGCUUGGCCUCGACAACGUUGGGCGCGGGUUGAGCCAGAACGUCGUUCCGUCCUUACAUGGAGAGACUUUCCUCGGGAAAGGGAAGGAGGUCACUCUGAACCUAGGACGACACGAUGCGCUGAAGCGUGUCGUGCUCACGACAUUUAUGUCUGCGCCAAUAGAUAACGCAUCAGAGGCGUCGACGGGUUUCGUGUUCAACGCCGGCGGACCAGUCUGGGGCCUGGACUGGUGCCCAUAUCCGGAGCGUCUUACAGCUCAACGAGGCUGGACUCUCCACCUUGCUGUGAGCACGCUGCCGGACGACACGCCCAUAGGUGGUCGCUGCGCACCAGGUACCCCCGGUGCCAUCCAGAUUUGGUCGGUCCCAUCCGCAGGCGACGCGACCCCCAGGUGCGAGAUCGUGCUCUGCAUCGAGGGCGGACCAGCAUCCGACCUCAAGUGGAUGCCGAUGGGCGGGUGGGACGAGCUCGAUGUCUCGAGUCCCAAACUCGGCAUCGUCGCUGCCGUGCAGCUCGACGGCACCGUGUCGUUCUACUCUGUCCCCGAGCCGCAGGCACUGCGCACCGAGGCCAGGGCGGAUGGACAAGUCUACAUUCGCGCCGCACCGCUGCUCAAGAUCAGCAUUCCCGACGCCAGCGUGACGUGCAUCGACUGGCUCGGCGGUACACGCCUGGUCACCGGGCUGUCAAAUGGCGCCAUCGCCGUCUGGGAGGUCGACGUGACCAACCCGGAGCCACCUUUGCCGUCGAGCUUGACGACCAUCGGCUUAGGCCCUGUACGUUCUGUUGCUGCUGGUCGUGUGCCACCAACCACGGCAGAUGGUCAGUACGACUACACGGGCGAUUCCGUGUACGUCGUUUCGGCGACGUGGGAGGGGACGAUCAGCCUCACCGACCUGCGCGACCCAGCCGGAACCAUGGAGAUCAACCGAUCACGCCUUCCCGUUAUGGCAGUUGCCUGGACGUCGCAGGGCGUGACGCCGCUGUAUGCCGAUGUCGACUAUAUGAUCACUGCGUCGCAGCUCCGCAACGACGGUCCCAGCACGCAUCUCUUAGCUCCGCACCGCGGCCCUGUUUGGUCCAUUGCGACGUCUGACUACCACACCAUGAUUGCCUCGGCGGCGUCGGACGGCGCGCUGAUCAUCUCCACCUUCUCCCUUGGAUUCUACCGCCGCAAGCUCGCCGGAUUGCUCUACUACCGGCUAUACGAACUCGACUAUGACGAAGUGUCUGGCGAAUACCGUAUGGUGGACGACUUCAAGCCCGAGACGAGCGGUAUCGAAGAAGCUAUCAAGCAUGCGGGCAAGAAGAAGAGCUCGGCCAAGGACGCGCAGAUGUGGGCACCGGAGAAGGGAGAUGUGCAAACGAUCAAGACUGCUGCUUGGAGCCGCAACGUCUCACUCCACCGGACGGUAUGGCAUACAGGUGGGGGUCUGGGGAGUGCAGGCUGGCUGGCAAGUGGGGGCUACAGCGGGAUUGUUCGCGUCGAGGCCAUGACGGCACGGUUGCUGAAGCAGUGA